UUCUUUUAUUUAUAACUCGAGACUCGGAUAUCCUCGUGCGUCAGUAACGUUACCAAAGUGUUUAUGAACGUACAUGCAUUGGACAUUCUUUGUGUGUAUGACCAACUGUUAUUGUCUUGCAAUCACAGAGUUACAAUCUUAGUAAGACGUUUGAGACUUUAAACGUUACUGUAAUUUAACCUUUCAUUAGAUGCACCUAAGUUUGUAAAUAGGCACAGAGAAGAAGAGGUGAAAUCAUGGACAUUGGAGUAUCUGUAAAGCAAAACCAUUUGCCAAAAGAAAAACGAGCAGAAUUAUUGAAAAUUUUUAAAUCAUUCGACGAGAAUGGUGACGGCAAGGUCUCUAAGCACGAGUUGGUUCGAGCUUCCAAAAAGAUGGGAGUCAACAAAACCCUCAAAGACAUAGAAAAAGUCCUCCGAACAAUAAACACUGAUAGAGAAGGCUAUAUAACAUUCCCUCAACUAGAAAAACUUAUGGCUGGGGAAAGCGUUGAGAUUGACUACGAAGAUGAAAUGUUACGAGCUAAGUUUAAUGAAUUUGAUCUGGAUGGUGACGGCUCCAUUACAAAGAAGGAACUGAAGACCGUAUUGCGUUCUAUGGGAUCUGAAAUGCCGGAGGCUGAAGCGGAAGCCAUGAUUCACGAAGCUGAUAAAAAUGGUGACGGAGUCAUUAGUUUUGAUGAAUUUAAAGCAGUUUUAACAAGUGGGGAUUUCUAAUGUUAGAUUCUCUUCUUGACAACGUAUGUGCUGUUUCAACCACCACCACCCCCAAGACCACUUCCCGUUUCUUGUGAUCAACUUUCAUUGUCACAACCAAUCAACGAACUGCAAUACUUACUGAUGUUAGAUUCUGAUAGCAAGGAUCUGUUUUCAUUGUUACAUUGUGUUAUUUUUGUUGUUUUUUAUUAACACAAAGCCAUUGAUGUAUUCAAGAUGUAAUAGAACAUCAACCAUUGCCAGUAUGGUGCGAUGCAAUAAAGUGGAAUAUUGAAUUUCUAGUUAUACUGGUAUACAUUGAUAUUGUUGGUAAAAAAAAAGCUUUGUAUCCGAGAAUUUACAGGUCAUUCAACUUUGUACUUACCGUUCCUUCAUUUUCAACCAUUGACACCAUAAAAUCAUGCAGUGUUUAAUUAAAAUUAAUUAAGUUACAUUCUGAUAUUGAGCCACAGGGGCAUGGUCAAUCUUGUCAGCCAAAUUGCAUUGACGCGUGUUCUUAGUUUGUUGAAUAUUGACACUUUCUAAAAAUGAUUAUCAUACAACGACCUUUUAUAAAUAUAAAGGAAAAAUGAAUUUUUAGUUUUAAACCAAAGGGAAUUUCCCCCAGAGAAUAACAAUUCAGCGAUUAUGAUGAACUAAUAACCUUUUUUACUUUCGUUACAUCAAUUUACCUUAACGAUUUACCUAAUAUAUCUGACAUCAUAUGUAUGUAAAAUGUAUGUAAAAUUAAUGAUUAAAAAUGACUUGAAUUGAU
Magallana angulata is the source of this 1470-nucleotide messenger RNA. RefSeq names its product calmodulin-A-like. The transcript has 4 exons. The coding region runs from base 237 to 716 and encodes 159 amino acids. Lineage: Eukaryota; Metazoa; Mollusca; Bivalvia; Ostreida; Ostreidae. The record is from RefSeq and is a predicted model, not a curated record. Gene Ontology annotation, molecular function: calcium ion binding.